CGACGGUCCGACAGACUCCUCCCACCGAUGACCACUCCACCUCUGACGGGCUUGUUUACAAAGGGUUAACAGGUGCACAGUGCUGCUGCUGCUGGCCCUCGGUUCACUAUGGCCCAGAACCAAGUGAUCCUGCAGUUCCGCUUCUCCACAUUUGGGGACUCCAUGCUGCAGAAGAUGAACCUCCUGCGACACCAGAAACGCUUCUGCGAUGUCAGUGUGCGCAUCAACCAGCUGGAGGUCCCCGGUCACAAGGUGGUGUUUGCAGCCGGCUCCUCUUUCUUGAGGGACCAGUUUAUCCUUCAGCAGGACUCCAGGGAGGUCCAGAUCUCCAUGAUCCAGGAGGCGGAGGUGGGCCGGCAGCUGCUGCUGUCCUGCUACACGGGUCAGCUGGAGUUUCCUGAGCUGGAGCUGGUGAAUUACCUGACAGUGGCCAGCUUCCUCCAAAUGGGCCACAUUGUGGAGCAGUGCACUCAAGCUCUCAGCAAGUUCAUCAAACCUCAGUCUUCACGCAAGCUGGAGGGGGCUGUGGGUAUGAAGAGGGAGAAGAAAGACGAGGGUUUAGCCUCCCAGGCCCAGAAAGAGCAAGAGCGCUCUCAGGUUCGGACUGUUCAUCAGGAUGAGGAGAAUGAGGAGGUGAUGCAGGUCGGGGACGACAACGAUGGCGACGAUGGCAGCGAUGUGGACGAUGGCAGCGAUGACGACGACGAUGAUGUCAUCAUACAGCCUGCGUCCCCUCUUCAGAUCUUAGGCAAACGUCCAAAGCAGGGUGCGGUGGAGGGCGACAUCACCAUAGUUAAAGUGGAGUCUGUGUCCGACGUAGCAGAGAACUCCAUCACUGGCAACCUCCUCACCAGUCCCGCUCCUCCUACACUCCGCUCCCCAGAGCCCCAGCACUCUCUCAUCAACUCCACUGUGGACAGUCGUGGCAGUGAGAUGGCGGUCCCGCCUGGCGGGGCCGGAUACCCGCUCAGUUCCCCUCCCGCAGAGAAACACAGUGUGCACCAGAGGAACUACGACAAGCCCCUCCAGUGGUACCACCAGUGCCCCAAGUGCUCCCGGGUCUUCCGCCAGCUGGAGAACUACGCCAACCACCUCAAGAUGCACAAGCUGUUCAUGUGCCUGCUGUGCGGCAAGACCUUCACGCAGAAGGGCAACCUGCACCGACAUAUGCGCGUCCACGCCGGCAUCAAGCCCUUCCAGUGUAAAAUCUGUGGUAAGACCUUCACCCAAAAGUGUUCGUUGCUGGAUCACCUGAACCUGCACAGUGGGGAUAAGCCGCACCGCUGCAACUACUGUGACAUGGUUUUCGCUCACAAGCCGGUUCUCCGCAAGCACCUCAAACAGAUCCACGGGAAGAACAGCUUCGACAACGCAAACGAAGGCAACAUGCACGACGGGGGGCUGGACUUUGAUUUUGGACAAAUGAAAUCUGUGGACCUUUUUUAGUAGCUAUGACAUCAGUCGUUUAAAUGGCCGUGAUGCUUCAGACUUUUCAUUCAGAUGGAACAUUAAUAUCUUAAAUUUAGCAGUUCAAGAAACUGUCACAGUUUAUGAACAGCUGGAUUAUAGAGCCUGUUAUCUGCGUUAUCAAAGAGCGGCAUGAUGGCUGGUUUCCAAAAAUGUCAGCCUCAUCCUGAUGGCUUCAACUGGAGAAUGUAAACAUGAAAGAAGAUGUUUUCCUGGUCUACGUUUCACUGUAGCUUAAUUAUUUUUUUCUAGAUUUUUUUGUAGAUGCCUUCAUAUCAUACUUGAAAAUUCAGCACUGAAACACAAAACAUAUUGACUGUACUUCAUGAGUUUUAUUGAUGAAUCAACAUGUCUUUGUGUCUAUGUUGUCCAAUGAAAGAUAUCCACAUGUGUGUAUAUAUAUAUAUAUAUAUAUAUAUAUAUAUAUUUACAGUUUACUGUAGCAUUUAUUUCUUACCUUUGCGAAUAUGGACUGAAAGAGGGUGGGUUGAAAAAAUAUUUUAUUGAAGGCAAGCUACACCAGUGACAGAUAGGAUGCCAAAGUGUCUAUAUGAACUGAAAUGGCUCUUUUAUACAGACUUUAUAUCUGAGCUACUAUUGGACCAAAGUGACAUUGUAUCCGUCGUGUUUUCAUGGAAGUCAAUGUGUGUUAAGAAAUUAAA
Anoplopoma fimbria (sablefish) is the source of this 2129-nucleotide messenger RNA. RefSeq names its product zinc finger and BTB domain containing 26 (gene zbtb26). Bases 109 to 1446 code for a protein of 445 amino acids. The record is from RefSeq and is a predicted model, not a curated record. The transcript has 2 exons. Gene Ontology annotation, biological process: regulation of transcription by RNA polymerase II. Gene Ontology annotation, cellular component: nucleus. Lineage: Eukaryota; Metazoa; Chordata; Actinopteri; Perciformes; Anoplopomatidae. Gene Ontology annotation, molecular function: DNA-binding transcription factor activity, RNA polymerase II-specific; RNA polymerase II cis-regulatory region sequence-specific DNA binding; protein binding.